Hyposmocoma kahamanoa is the source of this 3579-nucleotide messenger RNA. It is a transcript of the gene Sos, whose product is annotated as protein son of sevenless-like. Gene Ontology annotation, molecular function: guanyl-nucleotide exchange factor activity. Gene Ontology annotation, cellular component: plasma membrane. The record is from RefSeq and is a predicted model, not a curated record. Gene Ontology annotation, biological process: positive regulation of GTPase activity; Ras protein signal transduction. Lineage: Eukaryota; Metazoa; Arthropoda; Insecta; Lepidoptera; Cosmopterigidae. The annotation marks the transcript as partial. The transcript is spliced from 28 exons.
AUUGGUGAAUUUUCUCUCUUAGAACUGGCAGAAGUGGAAGAGUUCCGCGCGUACGUCCGAUACGCGAGUAUAGUCACGAGGAAGGAGUCCAGGGAUACCUUGCAGAGCAUCGUCGACGACCCCGUUCUCUCCGAGCGCCUGGACACUGCAGGGCACGGGUUCCGGCUAGCUGUGAAGUACUACCUGCCGAAGUUACUGCUGGCUCCCGUCGGUCACGUCUUCCUCUACCACAAUUACGUGCUGGCGUUACUGCAGAUCGCACCCGCCUCCGAGGACAGGGAGAGCUUUAAACAGGUGGAAUGCAAUCUACAUCCGAUAAAGAAAUCACUCAUGAAGGCAUUAGGAAAUGGACCAAAGAUGGAAGCCACCCUGCCGAUGGCUAGUCGCGCGCGGCGGCAGCAGGCCAUCGAGAAGUGCGGCGAGCUGGCCAAACUGGUGGAGAAUUGGGACAACCGAGAUAUAGGCCAGUGCUGCAACGAAUUCAUCAGAGAGGACACGUUAUCGAAAAUCGGUCCCGGCAAGCGGAUAGCAGAACGACGGGCGUAUCUGUUCGACGGGCUGUUGUUGCUCUGCAAACCUAUCACUGGUUUGGUGACGGUGAACGCCAGCGCCGGGUCCGUGGGCGGCGUGCAGCUGAAGCUGAAGGAGAAGCUGCACGUGCGCAAGCUGGAGCUGGUGGACCGCGCCGACGGCGAGGAGGGCCGCCACCUGCUGGAGCUGUGUCCGCGCGUGGGCCCGCCCGUGCUGCUGGCGUGCGCGUCGUGCGCCGAGAAGCGCAACUGGAUGUGCGACCUGGUCAUGCUCAACACCAAGCCCAUGCUGGACCGCAGCCUGGACAGCAUCCUGCUGGACCUGGAGCGGCGCCACCCGCUGAAGCUGCCGCCGGCGCGCCUGUACCGCUUCGCCGUGCCCGACUCGCCGGACAACAUCGUGCUGGAGGAGCGGCAGCACGCCAACGCCGGCGCGCCGCUCAUCAAGGGCGCAACACUCCUAAAACUAGUAGAAAGACUAACUUAUCAUAUAUAUGCCGAUUUGAACCUCGUGCGAACGUUCCUAACCACGUAUCGCUCGUUCUGUUCGCCUGGCGAACUGCUCGACUUGCUCAUCGAGCGGUUCAACAUUCCGGAACCGAGCGAGGUCUACGACGCGCCAAGACAGACUGAUAGUAUAGAGAGCUUAGCGAGUACGGAUUCAGAGAAAUUAAGCAAAAACACGACCAGAGAAGACUGGAAGCGGUAUAGGAAAGAAUUUCAACAGCCAGUUAAAUUCAGGGUGAUCAACGUGCUGCGGCACUGGGUGGACCAGCACUUCUACGACUUCGAGCGCGAGCCGGCGCUGCUGGCGCGGCUGCGCGCCUUCCUGGAGGGCGUGGACGGCAAGCCCAUGCGCAAGUGGGUGCAGAGCGUGCUGAAGACGCUGCAGCGGCGCGUGGGCGACGACGAGGCCGGGGCCGCCGGGGCCGUGGCGCACGUGUUCGACCGCCUGCCGCCCGCCGUGCUGCGCCACGUGCACGAGCCCGAGCGGCACCGCUGGCACCCGCUGGCGCUGCACCCGCUGGAGCUGGCGCGCCAGCUCACGCUGCUGGAGUUCCAGCUCUACCGGCAGGUGAAACCUUCGGAGCUGGUGGGCGCGGUGUGGACGAAGGAAGACAAGGAGAAAUCCAGUCCCAAUUUGCUCAAGAUCAUUAAACACACCACUAAUUUCACCCGGUGGAUGGAGAAAUGGAUUGUUGAAAGCGAAAACCAGGAUGAGCGAAUUGCUGUGGUGUCCAGAUUUCUGGAUGUCGCUAUCGCGUUGAGAGACUUGAACAACUUUAACGGCGUGCUGGCCGUCGUGGCCGCCUGCGGCAGUGCCUCGGUGCACCGCUUGAAGACCACGUUUUCGCUCGUCUCCGUACGCCAUUUGAAGGCAUUGGAAGAGUUCCGGGAAUUGAAUAACGACCACUUUCGAAGGUAUCAGGAGAGGCUGCGGUCCAUCAACCCGCCUUGCGUGCCCUUCUUCGGCAUGUACCUCACCAACAUUCUGCACAUCGAGGUCGGCAACCAGGACUAUCUACCGAACUCGGAACUGAUCAACUUCUCGAAGCGACGGAAAGUUGCCGAGAUCACUGGAGAAAUCCAGCAAUACCAGAACCAGCCAUAUUGCCUUACCGUCGAACCUAAGACCAGAGCAUUCCUGGAGUCGCUGGAUCCGUUCCCCGGCAUGGACGAGAAGGAGAUCGCCGACUACCUCUACCUCAAAAGCAACGAGAUUGAACCACGGAACCAAGUCAAGCCGAUGCCUAAAUUCCCACGCAAAUACCCGGAGCUGUCGCUGAAGCCCGUGAAGGUGUCCCGUCGCCACCACGACUCCUCGCACCACUCCACGGCCAACAACGACGACACCAUCAGUAUCAGUACGGCGUCGCAACUGUCGCCCACCAGCGGCUUCGGUUCCUGGGACGGGCAGUCCGUGGCCUCACUUCCUGUACACCACGACGAGCACAGAGGGUCCGUGAGGAGCGAGGAGCGCGUGUGCGUGGUGAGCCCCGUGCGCAUGGAGAAGGGCAACGCCUUCAGCCUCAUCGACAUGGGGCUGGCGCUCUUCGACAAGUCCAAGUCCACGGCCUCGCUCGCCGCCAAGAACUCGACAAAGGACGAGCCUCCAUCACCGCGAGACCGACAUUCUCCGAAACAUGAAAAGGCAUCCGGGUGCCUGGGCAAGCCGCUGGUCCCGCGCAACCCCAUCGUGGAGUCGGAGUGCUACUGCGGCACGGUCGACCACCUCAACUCCUGGCGGCACGACCACAGCCGGCAAAGCGACCAGGCGCCGGCGCAGGAGCGAGUGCCUCCCUUGCUGCCGCGCACCAGUGCAACGGAAGCUGACAAACCGCCGCUGGUGCCGCCGCGGGACUCCACGCUCACCAAUUCCAUGGCGAGCAGUUCGCCGCCGUCGCCGCCCGACCGGCCGCUACCCAGCCCCAAGCACCACGACCUCGCUAGAAUGCCAACGACGCCGAAGCGGUCGCCGGCGCCGAAUCCGCCUGCCAGUCCGCUGGUCCAAGCCGCUGACAGGUCCAGUCAGUCGGCCUUCCACUUCCCCACGUCGCCGCCCGCGCCGCCCCUCACGCCGCAUCCGCCGCACCUUCCGCAGACAGGCAGCGCGUGCGGUACUCCGCCGCCAUUGCCGCCUCGGAGACGGAAAGACUCUGUGGCCCCUCCCACGCCGCACAACCAGCCAACGUCGACGUCGGUGUCCCCCCUGGCGCCCCCCGCGGCCCCCUUGGCGCCCCCUCCGCUGCCCCCGCGGCCUCCGCCGGCGCCCGAGCUGCUGCGCCCCGCGCACUCCACCAUCCUGCAGAGGAGGGGGAGGCACACCAACACCUCGAACAACUCCACCACUGCCCCCCGCCUCCCUCCCAAGCCGCCCCCGGCCAUCGCGCCGCGCCCCUAGCAGUCGCAGCGGGGGGCGAGUACCCCCCCAGGCCCCGUGGUGUCCCCUACGGGGCCCUUGGUCUGCAAUGUGCGCACGCGUCGCAUCGAUGACGAAACUAUCGAGAUACAUUACACUUGUGAUACUCUAUAGAUUGUAUUUAAUUAU